AUUCGCGUUUACGUUUACGUUUGGCACUCCGACAGCCAGACUUUCCACCCAGCCUGCAUCUGCAUCCGCUGACUCCUCUCCCCCCCAAUCUCCUCUGGCAACCAGCCAGCCCAGGCUCCAAUUCCAGGCUCUGGACACCAACCCCCAGAGGCUUCUCAGGCUCCAAAGCCGGCAUCGGGGUUUUCCAGUUUCAGACUCUCCAGUCCAACUUGGAAUUCCCUGCUUUUUUCCAGGACAUUUUCCUGGUCAAACCAUGACCGACCCAGCCGAUUCAUUCUCUCAUUCACAGUUCCAUCCGCUGUCUCUUCGACCUGGCGGUCCUUCUCCGUCGACUUCCCCUCAACCCAACCUUGAGCAACAACAGCAGCAUCACCGUCAACAGCUACAUCAACAGCCACAGUCGCAACCUCAGCGUCCAUUCGCAUCUCGACAACUCAGCUCUUCUCCCGACCUCAUCGUCGACGGAUCUGACAUGUCAAAUUACGCCAAUCAAAUGCGUCGCCCCUCGGGCCCUGGAAACGCCAACGGGUCCCCUGGACCUCUUCCACCUCAGUCACCACCUCUACCAUCCAUGGCCCUCAACAACCAAUACUCUAGUCGAUUCCCCAGCUCUCAGUACGCUAGAGCAUCUGGAGACACCAGUUCUCAAGCUGGCCCAUCAUCACCCAUCCACGACCCUGGCAAUCCUUUUUCAGAGCCUCCUCAGUCUCGAUCGAGAAGUAGUACUUUAGGUCAGAAUUAUCCCAUCGUCGUCGGCAAUGGACCUCCAGGCCAGCAACCAGGUGGCGCUGCCCCUCCUAUGCCCAACUCUCCACCACAGCAGAAUCCCCACGCUCAACCUCUAGUCGCGCAACACUCUGGAUUCGCUCAACCUGGCCAAGGCCCCUCGUCGUCGGCUGCCUCCAUUCACUCACGCCCUGUAUCUCGUGGAGGACCAUCAGGUGCUGGUGGCGGACCCAGCACGCGACCAACGUCGCGAUCACCAUUCUCGACUCCACUGACCAGCCCGCCUCGACAACGGCCACAUCAAAUCCUACUGAUUAACCCCAACAGCUCUCGAUCAAUGACAGAGGCCAUGCUCAACAGUCUGCGACCAGUAAUCCCCGCAGGAAUCGAAGUGACAGGGUACACGGCGCCGUACCCAGCGCCGACGGCGAUUGAAAGCGCUACAGACGGCAUCAUGUCGACGGAGGCAGUACUACGAGACCUAGCCAAGCACGCCGCCAGCAACGGGGAAACAGUGCAGAACUUCGACGGCAUGAUUGUAGCCUGUUUCACCAAACACGCACUGAUCGAGGCGUUGCGGGAGUCGUACGAUGUUCCCAUCGUAGGUAUCAUGGAGGCGUCACUAUACGUGGCACGAAUGCUAGGCGGACGUUUCGGCAUCGUGGCCACAGCUGCCCGUCACAAAAUCAUGCUCGACGACCAAGUCGCAUCCUACGGCCUCAACCACUUCUACGUCGGCAGCGAAGCCACCCAUCUAGGUGUACUGGAACUCGAAACCCGGUCCAAGGACGAAGUCGCCAAGCGUGUCAUGCACUCGUCGCGUGCACUCGUUGUUAAAGGUGCCGAUACCAUCCUGCUCGGCUGUGCAGGUAUGGUCGACAUGACCCGCGCGGCAAAGGAUGCUGUUCGCGAUGAAGACGGUCGUCGCACAGUCAAUGUGAUUGAUGCCGUUGAGGCCGGUCUCAUGAUGAUGGCGUCGCUCGUCUCCAUGGGAAUUCCGACCAGUAAAAAGGGGCUCUAUAAGGGUGAAAAGGAGGCUAGGCGGGCUAGAGGUCAGAAUUGGUUGUGAUGAGGGCAGCUUGACGAGAUUAAUCUCAAGGAAGAACGAAAAAAAAGAGGUGGAUGGGGAAAUCAAAACCCUUGAAAAAAUUUGUCGCAGGGGUUCGUUCUAUCCCGUUGACGCACCAAUACGUUAGAUCCGUUCACGACUUGUGAGAUGGAAUGUCUUUUUAUGGAAUUGUCGGGAUAUAGAAUGACAUGUGAUUCAACGGGCUGGAAUGCGAUUUGAUGCGUCUGGAUGAGAUGGAAUGGAAUGGGAAUCAAUGCGAUCAACGAAAUGCAAUGCGAUACUACUUACAUUCCUAGCUCAUGUCAAUUCCAAGACCUGAUCGCACAAGUUACCGAGCCUAGGAAAAGAAAUUUGUUUUGGUACAGUGGUUGGUCUUCGUCUACAUCGACCUCUCCAUUGAGCAGUAUUAUCAAACUUGACUAUAUUUAAUCUGACAGUAUGAAAUCCAC
Molecule: messenger RNA, 2244 nt
Organism: Exophiala mesophila
Lineage: Eukaryota; Fungi; Ascomycota; Eurotiomycetes; Chaetothyriales; Herpotrichiellaceae
Exons: 1
Coding region: 254-1795 (513 amino acids)
Source: RefSeq, a predicted model, not a curated record